AUGGCCGUGAACCACUCGACGGCCGUAGGCGCCACGCUUCAAGACCUCCCCAAGUCGUGGCACUUUACCGAAUCCCUACCGCCCGAUUCGGCCUUCCCAACACCCGCCGACUCGCACAAGACACCCCGCGAUCAGAUCCUGCCGAGGCAAGUCCGCAACGCCCUGUUCACCUGGGUCCGGCCGGAGCAGCAGAAAGACCCGGAGCUGUUGGCCGUGAGCCCAGCCGCCCUCCGCGACAUCGGCAUCAAGGCCGGAGAGGACAAGACGGACGACUUUCGACAGCUUGCCGCGGGCAACAAGCUGUACGGAUGGGACGAGGACAAGCUGCAGGGCGGCUACCCGUGGGCGCAGUGCUACGGCGGCUUCCAGUUUGGCCAGUGGGCCGGCCAGCUGGGCGACGGGCGCGCCAUAUCCCUCUUCGAGUCGCGGAACCCGGACACGGGCAAGAGGUACGAGCUGCAGCUCAAGGGCGCCGGCCUGACGCCGUACUCGCGCUUCGCCGACGGCAAGGCCGUCCUGCGCUCCAGCAUCCGCGAGUUCGUCGUGUCCGAGGCCCUCAACGCCCUCGGCAUACCCUCCACCCGCGCGCUGUCCCUCACCCUCCUCCCGCACUCCAAGGUUCUGCGCGAGACCGUCGAGCCGGGGGCCAUUGUGCUGCGCUUCGCGGAGUCUUGGCUGCGCCUGGGCAACUUUGACAUUCUGCGCGCCCGGGGCGACCGCGACUUGAUACGGAGGCUGGCCACGUAUGUCGCCGAGGACGUCUUUGGCGGCUGGGAGAAGCUGCCUGCGCGGCUGGAGGAUCCCGAGAAGCCUGGGGAGUCGCCUGUCCCGGGGCGUGGAGUGCCGGAGAAGGAACUCCAGGGGCCUGCUGAGACGGCUGAGAAUAGGUUCACCCGGCUGUAUCGCGAGAUUGCGCGCCGCAGCGCCAAGACGGUGGCCGCCUGGCAGGCGUACGGCUUUAUGAAUGGUGUUUUGAAUACUGAUAAUACGUCUGUAUAUGGCCUCUCGAUAGACUUUGGCCCGUUUGCAUUCAUGGACAAUUUCGACCCGUCGUAUACGCCAAACCACGACGAUCAUAUGCUACGAUAUAGUUAUAGAAAUCAGCCCACCAUUAUUUGGUGGAAUCUUGUACGAUUCGGCGAGGCUGUUGGGGAGUUGAUGGGCGCGGCAGGGCUUGCUGACGAUGCCGCCUUCAUAUCGGAGGGCGUCAAGGAAGACCAGCAGGAGGAAGUCAUAUCACGAGCGGAGAAGCUCAUCAUGCAAACCGGCGAUGAGUACAAGGAGGUCUUUCUGGGAGAGUACAAGAGAUUGAUGACGCUCAGGCUGGGCCUGCGGGAACGCAAACCCGCUGAUUUUGAUGAGCUACUGAGUCCGGCUCUCGACACCCUUGAAGCCCUAGAACUCGACUUCAACCACUUCUUCCGUCGACUUAGCAAUGUCAAAUUGGCAGAGGUGUCCUCGCCGGAAGGGAGAAGGGAAAAGGCUGCCGUCUUCUUCCACACGGAGGGACCGCCGAGUACCGUGAGUGAGGAUGAGGCUCGCGACCGUAUCGCGAAAUGGUUGGACAAGUGGCAUGCUCGCGUGGUGGAGGACUGGAAAGAUGGGGAACUAGUGUCGGACGAAAAGGACCAGGAGAGAAUUGAGGCCAUGAAACGAGUAAAUCCAAACUUCGUUCCUAGGGGCUGGGUCUUGGAUGAGGUUAUUCGGCGAGUCGAGAAGGAAGGAGAGCGAGAUGUUCUGAACCGCAUCAUGCACAUGGCCCUGAACCCGUUCGAAGACGGGUGGCAUGGCAAGACAGUUGAUGGUGUUGCAUACAAAGGGGAUGCCGAGGAGGAACAAAGAUGGGUUGGCGAGGUUCCUCGACCGGGACGGCUCAUGCAGUGCAGCUGUAGCUCAUAG
Metarhizium brunneum ARSEF 3297 is the source of this 1899-nucleotide messenger RNA. RefSeq lists its product as uncharacterized. Gene Ontology annotation, biological process: protein adenylylation. Gene Ontology annotation, cellular component: mitochondrion. Lineage: Eukaryota; Fungi; Ascomycota; Sordariomycetes; Hypocreales; Clavicipitaceae. The record is from RefSeq and is a predicted model, not a curated record. Gene Ontology annotation, molecular function: AMPylase activity.